AUUUCAUCCCAACCUGCGGCGAGGAAGGAGGGCUCGGAAAGGACCGAGGAGAAGAGAAAGGGAAAUAGAGAAGGGACGCAAAGGUCUCCCUGUCGUCUCCCUUCUUCCCCCACCUCGAGGCCGAGGAGAGCAGGCUGAAGGAGACGCAGCAGCAGUCGCAUUUGGGGUGUUGGCCGGGGGUGAAAUCGGCGGGGAAUUGGUGAAUUCUCGAGGGCUCCACCCUGGGCUUUCUGUUCUUGGAUUGGGGGCGGUCGUUGGCCGAGGGUAAUGGCGUCGGAUUCCUUGUCGGUGGUGGCGGAGGACGUGCUGAAGCCGCAUGAGACACGGACGGGCGACAUUGAUCUGGCCUCUAGGAAGGAGGUGCAAGCAGCGUUGAGAAGGUACGAGGCAGCCGAAUGGCUGAGGAAGAUGGUGGGGGUUAAUGGGGCGAGAGAUUUGCCGGAAGAGCCCACAGAGGAGGAAUUCCGGCUUGGUCUGCGAAAUGGGAUUGUUCUUUGUAAUGCACUCAACAAGGUUCAACCUGGUGCUGUCCCCAAGGUGGUGGAAGCUCCUGCGGAUUCGGCUCUCCUCCCAGACGGUGCUGCUCUGUCAGCAUAUCAGUACUUUGAGAAUUUGAGGAACUUCCUCGUCUCCAUGGAAGAGUUGGGCCUCCCAACAUUUGAGGCGUCCGAUUUAGAAGGGGGUGGUAAAGGCUCCAGGGUUGUGAAUUGUGUUUUGGCUCUUAAAUCCUAUGGUGAGAAUAAACAAAUGGGCAGAAAUGGUUCCUGCAAGUAUGGUGGGAUUCUGAAGCCUUCCACCUCUGGCAAGUAUUUUGUAAGGAGGAACUCAGAACCUUUCAUGAAUUCCCUUUCUAGAAGCCAAUCAACUGAGAAAACCCAGGAUGGCGUAUCGGUGGAGCAGAACGUGGGUGUCAAUUUCUCGAUACAAUCCACUGAAAUGACGACAUCACAGUCUCUGAACAUGCUUCUGCGUGCCAUCCUAUCAGAUAAGAAGCCUGAAGAAGUCCCAGUGAUUGUGGAGUCAAUGUUAGGCAGAGUAAUGCAAGAAUUUGAGCGCCGAAUUGCAAGCCAAAAUGAGCAGGUGAAAACAACUACAAAGGAUCUAACUGAUGGAACAAAAUCCUUCUGCAAAGCAAAACAUUCAACAGAAAUUUCAUCCAUUUGUUGUGAAAAAGAGACGGCGAAGACAGAGAAUUCUUUCCCAAGCUCAAAAGAUGAGGAUUUUAGUAUGAGCUUGAAGGAUGCAGAAACAUCAAAAGAAAAGCUCCUGAAGCAACACUUACUUUUUGAUAGACAAAAAAGAGAAAUACAGGAACUGAAAGGUGCACUUCAAACAACUAGAGCUGGUAUGGAGUUGAUGACAACUCAACAUGCCCAGGAAUUUAGUAAUCUUGGGAAGCAUAUGCAAGUCCUUGCUCAAGCAGCUUCAGGAUAUCAUAAAGUUCUCGAGGAAAACAGAAAGUUAUACAAUCAAGUGCAGGAUCUUAAAGGAAACAUUAGGGUGUACUGCCGUGUGAGGCCUUUCUUACCUAGACAAUCAAGUAGUAUGAGCACUGUUGGUCAUAUUGACGAUGGAAAUAUUAUGAUUAUCACCCCUUCAAAAUAUGGGAAAGGACAUAAGUCUUUCAGCUUCAACAAAGUCUUUGGCCCGUUUGCCACUCAAGAGGAGGUUUUCUCUGACACACAGCCUUUGAUUCGUUCUGUUCUCGAUGGUUACAAUGUCUGCAUCUUUGCAUAUGGACAAACUGGAGCAGGGAAAACCUAUACAAUGAGUGGACCAAAAGAACUUACAGAAGAGAGUUUUGGAGUAAACUACAGAGCAUUAAAUGACUUGUUUCAUAUCUCAAAGCAGAGGAAGGAGACAUUUUGUUAUGAAAUUGCUGUUCAGAUGAUUGAGAUAUAUAAUGAGCAAGUUAGGGAUCUCCUUACCAAUGAUGGUCCCCAGAAAAGAUUAGAUAUUCAUAAUAGUUCUCAGAAAGGACUUGCUGUGCCUAACGCAAACUUGGUUCCUGUCACAUCAACAACAGAGGUUAUUGAAUUAAUGAACAUUGGUCAGAAGAAUCGUGCUGUUAGUGCAACUGCGAUGAAUGACCGUAGCAGUCGUUCUCACAGUUGCCUGACCAUUCAUGUUCAAGGAAGAGAUUUGGCAUCUGGGGCUGUUCUUAGAGGCUGUAUGCAUCUAGUUGAUUUGGCAGGUAGUGAGAGAGUCAAUAAAUCUGAAGCUAAAGGAGACAGGCUAAAGGAAGCACAACAUAUCAACAAAUCGCUAUCAGCUUUAGGAGAUGUAAUAUCUGCCCUUGCUCAAAAGAGUUCACAUAUCCCUUACAGGAAUAGCAAACUUACACAACUACUACAAGACUCUCUAGGAGGGCAAGCUAAAACAUUGAUGUUUGUCCACAUAAGCCCUGAGGCAGAUGCAAUAAGUGAGACUCUAAGCACGCUCAAAUUUGCUGAACGGGUUGCAUCGGUUGAGCUUGGCGCAGCUCAGGUAAACAAAGAAAGUGGGGAAGUCAAGGAGCUCAGGCAGCAGGUAGCUAGUCUUAAAGCAGCAUUAGCUAAGAAAGAGGGUGAGCAGAUCCAAAGCACAAUGUCUAGUCCUGAUAUAUACAGGCUAAAAUCUGGUGCAACAUCUCCUGCACAUCCAAACCAGAUGCAGACGAUGGAGGAUUUUGGCAACAUAGAGGUGCUCAGCUGUUCAGCAAUGAUGCAGGAAAGGGUAGAGAUUGAUCUCCAAGACCUUUUAAGAGCAUCUGAUUCUUCUCCUUGGCCAGAGGACUCCCUCAGGGGCUGGGAAGGAGAUAACCUGCAUAUGCCAGACUCAUUUUACCAGGGAUAUGUUCCCGAUGUGAUGAGAGUCUACGGGGAUCAUCACAGAAGUUGGGCCAACUCUAUGGCAACCGAUGAUUCAGAUGAUUUGGAUUUUGCAACAAGUGAUUCCUCAGAGCAAGACAUGCUAUCGCAGUACAAUCUUCCGAAAAGCAAUAGCAAUGCUGUCAAUGGUGGAUCAAAGAUCAAGCGGCCUCAGUCAGGUCCAGUGAAGAGUUCCCAGACAAGGUAAUCCUGUAGCCAUAAAUUUGCGCACAAUUUUUCUUGAACAUAAAGACUGGCUGGCCUUCUAUUUGAUCCCCUAACAAAUAUAAAUAGGAUCAAAGCUCAUCUUUGAUUUGAACACUUGAGAAAAUAUGUUUCUAAC
Molecule: messenger RNA, 3192 nt
Organism: Musa acuminata subsp. malaccensis (wild Malaysian banana)
Lineage: Eukaryota; Viridiplantae; Streptophyta; Magnoliopsida; Zingiberales; Musaceae
Source: RefSeq, a predicted model, not a curated record